CGUCACUUCCGCUUUUAGAUGGCCAUCAAAACAACCGAAAACAACAGCAUUAGGAUCAGGAGCGACAAAGAUAUACACGGAGCAAAAUGAAGGAGGUGACUUCACAGCAGGAGGUGUGCAGCUCAUCUCCUGAGUCCAACAACCAUCCCAUCUGUGAGGACAGAGAAGUUACCCACAGCCUCCACUCACACGGUACAGAUAAGGACCAUCCCAGACCAGAGGGAGGAGUUAUGUGGAAAGUGGGCGGCGGCCUUUUCAGCAUGACUCAAAGUGUUGUUGGUGCAACCCUAGGGACUGUUACAUGGGUAGGAACUAAAAGCUAUGAGCUCACCAAGACAGCUGUGAUCAGCGUUCCGACAGCAAGUGCAGGACUGGUCAAAGGGAGUAUCUCUAUGUUUGCAGAAGGCGUCGGAGCAGUAGGAUCUGUGGUGGCAAGUAAAGUCACACCGAGGAAAAAGGACAAAGCUGACUGAAUGACUCUGUUUGUGAGCGUGUGUAAUGCAAAUAAGAGCAGAAUACCUCGGCAACUUAGAAUGGAUGCCAGUUAGUUCUUCAGACAGGUGCAGUUUAUUCACUCAGGCUGCUACUCAUACACAAAAGCAGCUAGGUGCUGGCUGCUGGAUGGAAUUCUGCUACAUAUGGACGGAACACAUCAGCUGGAGUGAAAGGCUGCAGACAACCCAUUUCCCUGUCUGAACAGAUGGUAGCCAUUUCCCUGGACUUGACAGGAUCCAACUGACUCACUUCAAAAGAAACAUUUUAAGGAGUUAUCUAUUAAUAUACAUUAUCACUAACACCAUUUGCAUUUUGUGUUUGUGUAAUUUAUUGUUUAGUUUUGGGUAGAAACAAACUAUGGAAUCUAAGUCAUGCUCCACUUGUAUUCAUUCGUUUUCUUUCUGUUACAUGGUGUCACAGGCUGUAGUUUAGAGUAUGUCAUGUACAAUCAAGUAAUUUCCACAGGAGAGUGAUCAAAUGAAUCAUGCCCCAUGCGUACAUUCAGGCAAAGGGAAGAGAUCCUCCAGGGGGAAAUAACAUUUUGAAUCACUCAGGUAGUUAGCAGGUUAAGCAAGUGUACAGGGAACAGCAGUUUAGAAUGAAAACGUGUUUCAGUUAAUACAACUUUAUGUGGAAAUGCUGUAAAAAUGUUUUUUGACUUGAUGAGGUUCUCCAGAGAACAGCAGGUAACGUUAAUAAACACAUUUUUCAUGUCA
Molecule: messenger RNA, 1211 nt
Organism: Mugil cephalus (flathead mullet)
Lineage: Eukaryota; Metazoa; Chordata; Actinopteri; Mugiliformes; Mugilidae
Product: transmembrane protein 263-like
Exons: 3
Coding region: 87-473 (128 amino acids)
Source: RefSeq, a predicted model, not a curated record